AUGCAAACUUUAUACAAGCAAAACAGCAACAUCACACAAUCUACAGGGUCUUUCCUAGCUUCUGCUCCUGUAGAGCUAACCACCGUAAAGGGUUAUGAGGAUUUCAUGGCCAAACAACAAAAGUCUAACGCUAAUGUCACUACGAUAUUGAGCGAAGAUAAGAGCUGCGGAUACGUUCUGAAAGGCGGUGAAGCUAUCGCUACUAUCUCUGGAGAAGCCAAGGACCAUCUGCUGGCUUUGACUGGUGGUGGUGUUUAA
Lachancea fermentati is the source of this 258-nucleotide messenger RNA. The record is from the annotation of a GenBank genome assembly. Lineage: Eukaryota; Fungi; Ascomycota; Saccharomycetes; Saccharomycetales; Saccharomycetaceae.